GUUCCCGUUCGCGGUGUUCCGUUCCCGUUCGCGGUGCUCGGUUCCCGGUGCUCGGUACUCGGCCGGGCCGGCAGCAGGUCGGGCGGCUGUGAGAGGGGCUGGGCGGGAGCAGCAGCGCGGGCUGAGGGGUGAGCGGGCGGCGCGGUCCCCUCAGGCCGCUCGCUUGCUCUGGCCGCUGCUUCCCUCCCCUCAGCGUGGCCAGAAGCGCCGCUUUCCGUAAAUAAGCGCCUGGGAUGGAUCAGCAGAGACUUCAGACGUGAAGGAAUUGUGGUAAACGUGAACACGGGCAGCUGUGGCGGUGUCCGCCCUCACGGCUCCCCCGGCCGAGGUGCUGCCUUCACUCUUCUCCGUGUGCUGUUCCCCCUCCGCAGCUUUGCUCACCCACUGUGAGAACAUCGCUUCUCAGCCGCUGCUGUGCAAACUUUAGGAUUAACUGAACUAAACACGCUCACUUUUCCAACUACUUAUGCUUUGGGUUUCUCCAUGUCCCUGACCCCUGGAACUCUGAUCACUGUGACCUAUCCAUAAUGCAUUUUCAUGUUUUUGCAUUGAGCCAGAUCUGAAUUAAUGGCAUUCCGUAUUUAUACCUGGUAUCUACAGAUUAAAAGCCCCUCUGGAGCCAUGUGCAGGUCCCCAAAAAUUCUCUUUUGCCCAAAUGUUUCCACAGUCACAGCGUUGUGUGCAAUGCAUAACCACAAGUGGGCUGUGCUGUCCCUACUGUGCCUUACACGGAACGAUUUGGCCAGCCUUGUCUUGAAUAAUUACCUACAACCUCAUUAACUUUGGGAGGUUGUGGAGAUGAUGGUUUGGUUGCCUUUGUCACAGUUUAGUACAAACACGAUGCCAGCCUGUCUCUAUUUCCUCUUUCAGCUGCAGGGGACUCGUGUAUUGUACAGCUUUAGAUCCCCAAAGGAAUUAUCUUUCUGCUUUCCAAACAGGAAUGUGUUAUCUGCUGUAUAAAAUACAUAAUUUCUCAAGAAAACAAAGGGCUUUGUUUGAAAAUUGAGAGCUGGAAGUGAUAAAAAAUUUUCUUUCAAGUGACAGUUCAGAUUAUGGCAAUGCUCUUGAUUGCUGAACGACAUUGUUCGAGGCACGGAUCAGAAUUCCAGAGCCAUGAGAUGUAAAAACUUUUGGAAUAAAUAACUUUUGGAAUAUGUUUUUAACUCUCAAUUCCCUCAUCUUGGAUUUGUGGCAAAACUUCUUGACCUGAGUUUUCUUUAGUAAAUCACACCCUGCCCGUUUUUCACGCUGUAUGUCUGAAAAUCCUAUGCCCAUUAUUUCCUACGUGUUUAUAAGGAAAAAGAUACUUGUGUAGAGGGAAGUACAUUGAUCUGAACAUCUUCAGAGCAAAGCCUUCCAGAAACUUUCUCUGGAUAUUUUAGCUACUCAGCACUCUGAAUUGUUUGUUGCAUGCCAGGAGACACCAUGGUGUUGCUCCAUUACUGCUCCAUAUUUUAUGUUAUUAGGAAAUUAGGUUAAACAGUUAUACUGCUCAUAGAUCCUUUUUAGCUGCUUCGCGUUUCAUAUGAGUGCAAGUUAAGAAAUCAAUAAAUCUGUCAGGGAAGGGGGUUUUAUUUUCAGUGCUGUCUCCCAUAAUGUGUCCAGAGGUGAGCAGACAUGACAAAUAAUUGUAAAAUUAUUGAAACUUUAGCAUUAGACCUGGGAAAAUUGGUCUGGAAGUUUGGAUGUUUAGGGUUUCUGAGUAGGAAAGCAGGACAGACACCUUUCUUAAAGGACCAUGACAGAUGGCAUGCAGAUAAUAAAUUCUCUCUAAAAAGAGCAGCUCCUGUUGCAUUUUUUUCUUUUAGGGCUCUAAAACAAUCCAUAAAUGGUCUGCAUCCCCUGGGAGUCACUUGUAGUGUCAUGGGCUCCUAAUUCCUAUUUAGCCAGGGUGUGGAAGAAAGGAAGUAUUUCCAUUUGAACUAUAAAAUGAAAUGGGUGAUUUGGGCCCCUUAGAAACUGAAUGGAUCUUAAGGUAGUCAGUAGAAAUUCCAGAUGAUGGAAGUGAGCCCUAGACCAGGUUGUUACCCAGGUUGAAUUUGCUAUGAGCUGUUGUCACCUCUGCCUGAGGUCUCAGUUUGCUGCUGGCACCAUCAGGGGAGCAGCUGGAAGCCUAUCACUUGAAAGUUUUGCACAUUUACACUCUAAAAAAUAAAAGCUUGCCCCAGAUCACGAUCCUUGUGGUGCAGGGAUCUUAUUUUUAGGGAAAGAGCAGUGGUAGGUUGUAUAGAAGCAAAGCACAGCAAUGACCGUGGGACACAUCAAAGUCCUUCUCAGAGGCUGCAGCUGGACUCAACUUUCCUAAUGCUGUCAGCAAAACAAACAGGAGCAAUUUGAGUUGAGGAUGAGGGAGGAAAAUUAUUUCCCAGCCAGGUGGUCCCUACACCAGGGGCAGAGCUUUUAUUUUCAUGUUAUUUUUGCAGUAAAUGUGGGACUGAUAGGCCUGAAUGGAGCCCAGUCCCAAAGGGAACCCAAAGGUUGAAAUACUUAUGAUCACCUAAUGUUGUGCAAAACGUUUGAAAAUUGGUGAACUGUUCUUCUGUGUCCUGUUUCUGUGUCUUCUUUGGUCACAGCAGUGUGUCAAAGGCAAUUUGUCUCCUCACUUCCUGGUUUCCAACUGUUUGCUGUUUUUUUUUCUGCUGCCUUUUCCUCCUUGAUCUUGCAGGUGAAAAUGGCUGCGGAAGAGAAGUGGAAAGGCUGGGCUUGGAAACAGCAAAAGGCGGCUGAGCCCGGCGGGGAGAGGGAGCCGGGUGUGCUCCUGGGCCGGCAGCUGCCUGAGGCCGGGAGAUUCGCGUACGCGGCGCUGUGCGGCAUUUCCCUCGCCUGGCUGUUCCCUGAAAACGAGCAAAGCUCCUUCAGGACAGAAUUCAUCAAGGGCUUUGUGAAGUGGCUGGACCUGCCUGAUGCUGUCUUACCUGCCAUGACAGCCUUUGCUGAUGGCUUAGGAGGUGAGGGCACAGAAACUUUCACUGAAAUUUUGCUGAAGGAUCCCAUCUUGAAAGAAAAUCCACUUCUUAUUACCCAGGACCUUUUAUCAUUCUCUCUUCAAGAUGGAUCCUAUGAUGCUCGAGCCAGGGUGUUGAUCUGCCGUGUCAGCUGGCUGCUGAGACUUCCCUUGGAAGAUCUGGAAGUCCUGGAGGAAUCUCUGCUUGAGAGCCUGAAGGACCAAAAAGAGGAAGAGUCAGAAACUGCAGAAGUCUCAAGAAAAAAGAAGGAAAGAAGGAAAAAGCUGAAGAGAUACCUGCUGAUCGGUCUGGCAACUGUUGGGGGUGGAACAGUGAUUGGUCUGACAGGAGGCCUGGCUGCCCCUCUGGUUGCUGCGGGAGCUGCCACGAUCAUUGGGAGUGCUGGAGCAGCUGCUUUAGGAUCCACUGCUGGGAUUGCUGUCAUGGCAUCCCUUUUUGGAGCAGCAGGAGCUGGUCUUACUGGAUACAAAAUGAAGAAACGUGUGGGAGCCAUAGAAGAGUUUGAAUUCCUCCCACUUACGGAAGGGAAGCAGCUCCACAUCACCAUAGCAAUCACUGGAUGGCUGUGCACUGGCAAAUAUGGGAGCUUCACAGCCCCGUGGAGCAGCAUGUUGCACUCGAGUGAGCAGUACUGCCUGGCCUGGGAAUCCAAGUACUUGAUGGAGCUUGGCAACGCCUUGGAUUCCCUGCUGAAUGGUUUUGUGAACAUGAUGGCUCAAGAAGCCCUAAAAUUCACUGUCUUGUCAGGGAUUGUGACAGCCUUGACUUGGCCAGCAUCGCUCCUGACGGUUGCCAAUGUCAUUGACAACCCCUGGGGAGUGUGUCUGCACCGCUCUGCUGAAGUGGGCAAACACCUCGCACACAUCCUUCUCAGCAGGCAGCAGGGCCAGAGACCUGUCACACUGAUUGGCUUCAGCCUGGGUGCCAGAGUCAUUUACUUCUGCCUGCAGGAAAUGGCUCAGGAAAAAGACUCACAAGGGAUCAUUGAAGAUGUUGUCUUACUGGGAGCCCCAGUGGAAGGAGAAGCCAAGCACUGGAGAGCUCUCACCAGAGUGGUGUCAGGCAGGAUCAUAAAUGGCUUCUGCAGGGGGGACUGGCUGCUGAGCUUUGUUUACAGAACCUCCUCUGUCAAGCUCAACGUUGCAGGCCUCCAGCCAGUGGACCUGGAUGACAGGAGGAUGGUGAACAUGGACCUUUCCUCUGUGGUAAACGGCCACCUGGACUACAUGAAGCAGAUGGACACAAUCCUAAAAGCUGUGGGCAUUAAAACCAAGGAAUGCCAGCUGGAAGAGAAGGGCAGUGGCAGCCUUUUUUCCCCUCAAGCCAAGCAAUCCCAGCGGGCAGCUGGCAGGGAGGCUCGGGGAGAGGAAAACACCAGGAAAGAGGAGGAUGAGGUUGGGAGUGAGGCUCUCCCAGCCAACUGUGCUCACCAACAGAAUUCCUCCAGCACUGCCCUGGGAGAACCCUCUCCUCCCUGCCCAGACUGCUCACACAGCACAGACAGCAAGGAUCAGGCAGUGGGGAAAGGAGCAAAUUAGGGCAGAGCUGCUCAGCCAGCACAAAAACCGCUGUCAGCACAUCCGUGGCACUGGGACUCCCAGAGGAUGGAGCUGGCGGAGCUGCAGCUGGAUCACAGCGCUUGGAGCAGCCGCCCACAGCACCUCCCCGAGGCGAGAGAGGGCUGAUUCCUGCCUGAGUCUGCGCUGCUCCUCAGGAAUCCCAGACAGAUCCCAUCCAAAUCCUUGCGGGAAGCAGCUGCCCCCCUCAGCACCGUGUCCCUCUGUGACUGGGGGAAGCAGGUGGCUCUGAGGGGAUUGUAAGCAUUUCACAGAAAGGGCUUCAUUACUAGGAAAUUAAAACCAUUUUUCCACUGGAGAUGAAUUUGAGGAUCUGAGGUGUGUUCCAGGCUCUACCUGCCCCACUCCAGAGAGAUCCUCAUCUGCUCUCCAGGUCUGCUGACCAGGAGGGGAAAGGCUCUGGCUGCCAGGCUUCCUUCCCCCACCUGCUGCAGCUUUGCUGCCAGGACUUGGGCACUUUUCCAUCUCCAAGAUGCUUUUCCUGUGUCCAGGCUGGGGCUGGUGGUGCUGGAGGCUCUAUUGCUGUUAGAAACAUGUUUGGGACCCUGGGUGAAAGCAGCAGGAAAACCAAGGGGGUUUUGGAUGGUUUAUGAAAAUUCCUCCCGGGUUCUCCAAGCCAGCAACCCACUGAGACUUUCCUUUUGUGUCCCACAGACAUCUGCAGCCUUAAAAGCCCCAUCCAGACAUAUUUUUAAUUGGCUUAAAAAUAAACCAAUGCUUGGCACAGGA
Molecule: messenger RNA, 5272 nt
Organism: Taeniopygia guttata (zebra finch)
Lineage: Eukaryota; Metazoa; Chordata; Aves; Passeriformes; Estrildidae
Gene: TMCO4
Product: transmembrane and coiled-coil domains 4
Source: RefSeq, a predicted model, not a curated record